AACUGCAAGAGGGUAGAAGAUAUGGCUGAAUACCAGUGUAGUCUUGAUUAAAAACCCAUGCCUGUGUAGUCAUCUGUUCGACAUUGCUGGUUAUCCUUCACAGCGACUUUAGUAAGUAAUGGCCUAAAGAGCAGCACAAACCAGCCAGAAAAGACACUUUUUGGGGGCGUUUCUCUGACCGAUUGGAUCGAGGUGAUCUCCAACUGUGGGGAGUAUUCAGUGCCACAAAGCCUGUGUGAUGUGUGUACUCUGUGGGGUAGUAACAAUAGGAUGAGCCGCCCCAGACCUAUCACAGUCUGCAGGGACUGACACACAGCUACAAAUACGGCAGUCGAUGCAGUCUUCCAGAGGCUCUGCCUCCCUGUGGCUGAGAAACCAGCAGCAGCAUGUCCCGCGUCUCCUCCACCGCCAAGCGCUACGCUGGCCCCUCCUACACCAGCCACUACAGCUCCUACAGCUCCUCCCUGACACCGGGCCUUAGCUCAUACAGUGAGCGGGACAGGCUGUCCUCCUACAAGUCCCCCACCUCCUCUUCCUCAGGUUACUCCUCCUCCAGCUAUCUGAGCAGCUCUACCGCCCGCAGUCGCAACUACAGCACCUCUUCAGACCCUGAUCGCGACCGGGGGCGAACCAUCCCACGCACCGACAUCCUCGGAAGCAGCAGCAGCAGCCGCCGGAGUGAGAGCCUCAGCAGAACCCCCGUUAAGAGCUAUGGAGGGUCAGGGCUGAGUGGGGGAUCGGCCUACACCAGCUACAGUCCCUACUCUUCGUCCUCGGCCCAGUCCAGCUACCUCUCUUCUUCACCGGUGGCCUCCAGCAUCUCACUCAACCGACGGAAAUCAGUAUCUCAGAGUGACUUGAGCAGGGAUCUGGCUUCUCUGAGCUUCAAUGAUGCCUCCUCUUCCUCCACCCCGUCCUCUUCCACCAGUGCCCUGAGGAGCUAUCGCAGUAGGACCAGCGAUGUGGCCGACUCGUAUGGCACUAGCUCACGCACGGGCUACUCAGGCCUGUCGCGCAGUUCUACUCAGGAGGCCCUCUCGCGGAGCUCCACCCAGGAGGCCUUCAGCAGCAGCAGCAGCAGAGCAUUCAGCUCUUCGACAUGGGAGCCGAGCAGUAACGGACUGUCUGACUCCCCCACCAGGGGCUCCACGAAUUCAAAGAGUGCCCAAGGCCUGGUGGGACUAAAGAACCUGGGAAACACUUGUUUCAUGAACAGUAUCCUGCAGUGUCUCAGCAACACACACAGCCUGCGAGACUACUGCCUGCACAACUCGCACCGCAGAGACCUUAACAACAACAGCCGCACCAACACAGCCCUCAUGGAAGAAUUUGUCAAGCUGAUCCAGACCAUGUGGACGUCAUCCAGCAGUGAGGCAGUCAGCCCGUCUGAAUUCAAAACUCAGAUCCAGAGAUACGCUCCCAGAUUUGUGGGCUACAACCAACAGGACGCUCAGGAGUUCCUGCGUUUCCUCCUGGACGGGCUGCACAACGAGGUCAACAGGGUCACUGUCAGGCCGAGAGGCACCGUGGAGGACUUUGACCACUUGCCGGAUGAAGAGAAAGGGAAGAAGAUGUGGAGUAAAUACCUGGAGAGAGAAGACAGUAAGAUAGUGGACCUGUUUGUCGGUCAGCUGAAGAGCUCUCUGACCUGCAGCCACUGUGGUUUCUGCUCCACGGUCUUCGACCCCUUCUGGGAUCUCUCUCUGCCUAUCGCCAAGAAGGGCCACGGUGAGGUGAGUCUGAUGGACUGCAUGCGGCUCUUCACCAAAGAAGACGUCCUCGAUGGGGACGAGAAGCCGACAUGCUACAGGUGUAAAGCCCGGAGGAGAUGCACGAAGAAGUUCACAAUACAGAAGUUCCCCAAGAUCUUAGUGCUGCACCUGAAACGCUUCUCUGAAGCACGAAGAACCAGCAAACUGUCCACCUUUGUUAACUUCCCCAUGAAGGAUCUUGACCUGCGGGAGUUUGCCUCUGAAAACAGCAUAAAUGCAGUGUACAACCUGUAUGCAGUGUCCAACCACUCAGGCACCACUAUGGGCGGUCAUUACACAGCUUACUGUCGCAAUCCCAACUCGGGAGAAUGGUACACCUUUAAUGACUCCAGAGUAACGCCAAUGUCCUCCAGCCAAGUGCGCAGCAGUGACGCCUACGUGUUGUUCUACGAGCUGGCUUCUUCCUCACGGAUGUGAAGCCUCCUGGAGGACGACGGCCUGCAGCACCACUCUGACUGAUGGACGGACGGAUGGAUGGAUGGGUGGAAAGCAAGAGUGUUGGUGGAGCCGGGCCUGUUUUGGACUUGUAUUUGGACAUAUAUCUUACACACACACACACACACACACGAAGGCACACACCUCUACCAGUCUGGAGGCUGCUUCUCUGCACAGAGAGAGCUGGAGAGGGAAAGACUCUGGAAACCACAGGAACCUGAUCAACCAGCCCUGCUUUCUUUCUCUCUCUGUCUUUACUCUUGUGUCCUGCUCAUUCUGGGUGGAGGUGUGUGUUUACUGUGUCUGUGUGUGCGUGUGUGUGCGUGUUGGUGCGUGUAAGUGUGCGAGGUUGACGCAGGGCAAUAAUCCCAUCUGACCGACCAGCCGGUGAAUCCGUGUCCAUCUCAGAAGUCCCUCUCUAUGCACUGCAAACCGAACUCUCCUGACUGCGCCUUCGCUUCUUUUUCUUCAAGUCUUGAUCUUCUCGUUUGCCUCAAACCAUUAAAACUGACUUCUUUCAUUUUUUUUUUGACUGUUUUCUGCUUUGAUUUUAUGUCGUUUUUAUGUUUUUUGUUUUUUUUUGGGGGGGUUGUUACUGCCCCAGCACCAUGAGAAUCAUUAUCAUCCCCACCACUUUGGACUGUGAAUAAACCGUGCUUCGAGUGUAACAGAACCGGUCAUGGUUACGAAGAGCUCACAGCCCACCGGCCUGCUUGGUUUUCAUGGCUCUCCCUUCCACUGCACCACCACACUCCCAUGUCUCUGUUAGCAUCUCCUUCACUCUCUUUCUUUCUCUUAAAGUGGUUGGGAGGCCAGUGGCACUGUGAGCGGUACAUGUUUCGGAGGACAGCCCUCUAACUUGUGUUUUAUUUAAUUUGUUUCUCCCACGUGUGGCUGCUACUGAUGUUUUAAAAGUGCUGUGAACGGAUGAGCGGACAGUCCAGUGCGGACCUGCUAAGGGUUAUUGAAAUAGACGAUAAUAACGGUAACAAUCCUCAUUGUCAGUAUGAGGUCUUUUCUUCCUCUCUUGUUUCAUGCCAUUGAACAACACGGAAAGAAUGUUUUAAAGAAGAAAAAAAAAAACACUAUAUCUGUAUAUUUUUAUAUUCUGAUGCAAUAUAGAGAAUGUA
Molecule: messenger RNA, 3337 nt
Organism: Toxotes jaculatrix (banded archerfish)
Lineage: Eukaryota; Metazoa; Chordata; Actinopteri; Toxotidae
Gene: usp2a
Product: ubiquitin specific peptidase 2a
Exons: 14
Coding region: 387-2189 (600 amino acids)
Biological process (GO): protein deubiquitination
Cellular component (GO): cytoplasm
Molecular function (GO): cysteine-type deubiquitinase activity
Source: RefSeq, a predicted model, not a curated record